AAAAUUACGACAGUCUUCCUCUUCUUCUCCAUAAAUACCGAACGAAUCCCACCACUUCUGCAUCGUGAAAAUUUCCAGCUCUCUUUCGCUCAUAGUUACCAGCUAGCAAGCGUUUCGAUCUCUCUGUGACUGAUUAUUUUCUCCAUUUUCAAUAGAAACCCAAAAGUAAAGAUGUCGAUCAUCCCAAGCAUCUUUGGUGGCCGACGAAGCAACAUCUUCGAUCCCUUCUCUAUGGAUUUCUGGGAUCCAUUCCAAGACUUCACCUUCGGCAGUGCUCUCACCAGCCCUCAAUUCACAACUGAGACAGCAGCAUUCGCCAAUGCCCGCAUCGAUUGGAAGGAGACUCCAAAAGCCCAUGUCUUCAAAGCUGACCUUCCUGGGCUCAAGAAGGAAGAAGUGAAAGUCGAACUGGAAGAAGGUAGAAUCUUACAAAUCAGUGGGGAGCGCAGUAGAGAACACGAAGAAAAGAACGAUAAGUGGCACCGCGUCGAACGCAGCAGCGGCAAGUUCCUUCGCCGGUUCCGGUUGCCGGAGAAUGCCAAGGUGGACCAGGUGAAAGCGGCGAUGGAGAAUGGAGUUCUUACUAUAACUGUUCCAAAGGAAGAGACAAAAAAGCCCGAAAUGAAGGCUAUAAAAAUCUCUUGUUAGGAUAAACGGUGUAAUACUUCCAUUUAGCGUGAUGAAUGCAUUGUAGCAUUUACCAAUGGUGUGAGAUGAUGUUUUAUGUGCAGGACUCAGCAUGAAUAGAAAAACGUAUAAAUUGUAUAGAACUUGUUUGAUCUAA
Messenger RNA from Nelumbo nucifera (sacred lotus), 784 nucleotides. The record is from RefSeq and is a predicted model, not a curated record. Lineage: Eukaryota; Viridiplantae; Streptophyta; Magnoliopsida; Proteales; Nelumbonaceae.